Messenger RNA from Jatropha curcas, 1314 nucleotides. Its product is annotated as ubiquitin-conjugating enzyme E2-23 kDa. The record is from RefSeq and is a predicted model, not a curated record. NCBI's taxonomy places the organism in Eukaryota, Viridiplantae, Streptophyta, Magnoliopsida, Malpighiales, Euphorbiaceae.
UGGGGAAGUUUAUUACUUAUGUUUGAGAAUCUGUUUUGGAAUUGCAUGUAAUGAUCAUUAAAUGGCAGGUAAGUAAAGGAAAUUUAGAAUUAAGUAGACAAGUAUAUGUUCAUGUGUUUGGUGGGAUCUGGGAUGGGGAAGUUUAUUACUUAUGUUUGAGAAUCUGUUUUGGAAUUGCAUGUAAUGAUCAUUAAAUGGCAGGUAAGUAAAGGAAAUUUAGAAUUAAGUAGACAAGUAUAUGUUCAUGUGUUUGGUGGGAUCUGGGAUGGGGAAGUUUAUUACUUAUGUUUGAGAAUCUGUUUUGGAAUUGCAUGUAAUGAUCAUUAAAUGGCAGGUAAGUAAAGGAAAUUUAGAAUUAAGUAGACAAGUAUAUGUUCAUGUGUUUGGUGGGAUCUGGGAUGGGGAAGUUUAUUACUUAUGUUUGAGAAUCUGUUUUGGAAUUGCAUGUAAUGAUCAUUAAAUGGCAGGUAAGUAAAGGAAAUUUAGAAUUAAGUAGACAAGUAUAUGUUCAUGUGUUUGGUGGGAUCUGGGAUGGGGAAGUUUAUUACUUAUGUUUGAGAAUCUGUUUUGGAGUUGCGCAUAAUAAUUGUUAAAUGGCAGGUCGCAGGUCGGUAGCGACGGACAUCUGUUAAAUGAAAGGAUGUCUUCUCAAAGCAAGAGGAGGGAAAUAGAUGUAAUGAAAUUUGUUAUGACAUGGACAUGCAAUCUUUAGUCUCAUCUCUGUGCCAGAUGAUGAAUGACUAUGCUGUGGAGCUAAUCAAUGAUCGGAUUAAUGAAAUCCAUGUGGAAUUCCAUGGGCCAAAAGAAAGUCCUUAUGAAGGUGGUAUUUGGAAAAUCAAAGUGGCGCUACCAGAUGCUUAUCCAUACGAACAUCCUUCCAUUGUGUUUCUGAAUAAAAUAUUUCACCCUAACAUUGGUGAGAAGUCUGGUAAUGUAUGCAUGGAUGUCAUCAAGCAAUCAUGGAGUCCAAUGUUUGAUCUUUUAAAUGUAUUUGAGAUUUUCCUUCCACAGCUGCUGCUUUAUCCAAAUCCUUCACACCCAAUGAAUCGUGAUGCAGCAUUUCUACUGACGAAGAAGGAUAAGAAACAGUAUGAAGAGAAAGUGAAAGAGUACUGCAAACUUUAUGCAAAGAAAGAAAAUAUCAGCGAGACACACUCAGAAGAUAGCAAUGAUGGUAUAGCUGAUGAGGACAUUAGUGACGCAGAAAGCACAUACAGCGACGAAGAUCCUGAGGUGUAGCCCUUCAUAUUUAUUUACACAAUCUGUUUCCUAUUUCCAGGUUUUUUUUUUUUUUUUUUUUUUUUUUUUUUUGUA